This is a messenger RNA of Rhodotorula toruloides NP11, 1173 nucleotides long. Its product is annotated as ribosomal protein L1 superfamily protein. The record is from RefSeq and is a predicted model, not a curated record. The coding region runs from base 1 to 1173 and encodes 390 amino acids. The transcript is spliced from 4 exons. Lineage: Eukaryota; Fungi; Basidiomycota; Microbotryomycetes; Sporidiobolales; Sporidiobolaceae.
AUGGCUGCCAUCGCUACCGUCACCUCGACCUCGUCCACCUCGCAGGCGCCUCCGCCGCUGUGGAAACCCGCCUCUGUCGCCCCUCGCCAGCUCCCAUCGCUCCCCGCCCGCGCCGACAUCCCCGUCUCGUCUGCGCAAUGCGAGAAGGCACUGAACGCGCUAUUGAAGCAUGUCGAGAAGGUGCAGGAGGAGCGCGGCGAGCAAGAGCUCCUGGGCGAGCAGGAGGAGAAGGUCUUUUUGGUCGUCGGGUUGAAGCAGGCGCCGAAGCGCGAGACGCACAAGCCCGUCAGGAUCCCUGUCCCUCAUCCCGUCAUGAACCCCCGCGAGUCGCCUGUCACGCUCUUCGUCAAGGACCCGCAGCGAGAGUACAAAGACCUCAUCGCCUCGUCCAACAUCGGCUUCAUCUCGCGCGUCGUCGGCCUCGACAAGCUUCGCAAGAAGCACAAGACGUACGAGGCGAAGAGGCAGCUCCUCAAGGAAGCGGACCUCUUCCUUGUCGAUGACAGGGUCAUGGUGGAUGUCGGAAAGUGCUUGGGAAAGAUGUGGCGCGAUGCGAAGAAGCAACCUAUUCCUGUUGCGAUUCAGCGCAAGGACCUGAAGGUUGAGCUCGAACGCGCCAUUGCAUCGACUUACAUGAACGUGACGACCGGAACCGCUCUCUCCAUCAAGAUCGGCACGACCGACCUCCACUCCGCCUCUGAGCUCCUCGCCAACCUCGACGCCGUCCUGCCCUACAUCGCCUCGCGCAUCCCGCAAGCCCCCACCUCCUUCUCCAACAUCCAGUCCCUCCACCUCAAGACCUCGACCUCGACUUCUCUGCCUAUCUACAACGCCCCUCUGAGCGAGCGUUUCGAAGGUACUGGGUUGACGGCUGAGCAGGAGAAGGAGCGUGCGGAGAAGUUGGAGAAGAAGAAGGCUGAGAAGGAGGAGCGGAGGAAGAGGGAGGAGGAACGCGAGGCGAGGAAGAAGGAGCGGACCGCGACGAAGGAUGGUCAGGGGCGGUUUGAGAAGAAGCGCGAGCGGGAUGAGGACGAGGGCGAGGACGAGGAGGUCGAGGCUGCAGCGGAGGAGGAGGCGCCUGAAGCGAAGGAGCCCAAGGCCAAGAAGGCGAAGAAGGCUGCCGCAGCUCCUUCAGCGGGCAAGAAGGCGUCUGCCAAGAAGUCAAAGGCAUGA